Fusarium coffeatum is the source of this 615-nucleotide messenger RNA. RefSeq lists its product as uncharacterized. The transcript has 3 exons. Lineage: Eukaryota; Fungi; Ascomycota; Sordariomycetes; Hypocreales; Nectriaceae. Bases 1 to 615 code for a protein of 204 amino acids. The record is from RefSeq and is a predicted model, not a curated record.
AUGCAGGACCUAACGGAACUAUUUUUCCCAUUCGAGUUCGCUCCGGAUGUAAACAAGAGAUCGCGUCUCUUCUACGGCUUCCUAGCUCUACCAUGGGGACCGCCGAAUGUCGUUCGCAUCGCCGUCGAUGCUGCCACACAUACGAUCAAAGAUCCCAGCCAACGACACCCCAAUGUGUUGAGUCCCCAAGAUAUUCAAGAUACUCAAGACUUCGUCAGAGAUCACGUCGUCGGUGUCGAUCACACGGUCCCGGCUUCCACUCGUCGGCUAACACUUCUAGACAACAUGUUCGUGCUGGACUUUUUGCCUGAGAAGUACCUGAAUGGAGGCGCAGACAAGAGCAUUGCUAUCUUCACGGCUGGCCGGGCGAUGAAGUUUGUCCCGACUCUCGGCAAGGCACUCUCUGAGAUGGUGCUCAAGGGCGAUUCUGAGUAUAGACUCAAGGAGUUCUCGGUCGCGCGACCUGCACCUGCAGGAAAGGAAAUCAUUCAGGAAAACUGUGAGCCGGGCAAAGAGACUAACAGUAAAGUCGCUGCCAUGUCACUGUUUGAUACUGGAUGCGAGCAGGCCAAGUGUUCAUCAUACGGUAAGAGGGAAUUGGUUCAGGAGGCAUAG